AUGUCAUUGAAAUUAUAUAUAGAUUGGCUAUCUUAACCAUCAAGAUUCGUUUCUAUAGUGCUAAAUAUACUUAAAAUUUAACAUGAAGUUGUGGAGAUUAGAAUUGCAGAAGGGAAAUAAAGAACUCCUGAGUAUGCAAAAAUAAAUCCAUAUAGAAAAGGUACAUAUUAAGAUAAAUAAUUAUUUUUCAGUUCCUGCUAUUGUUGAUAAGGAUGGAUAUUAACUUGCUGAGAGCCAUGCUAUUAUAAAAUAUAUAAUAAAAUCAAGGAAUAUUAAAACUACUCUUUAUCCUGAUAAUCCACAAGAAUCAGCAAAGAUUGAUGAAUAUUUGGAUUAUCAUCAUACAGGUACAAGAAAAUUAUCAUAAUACUUUUUCAAUUUGAUUGUGGCUCCGAAAUUGGGAAUAGAAACAACUGUAAAUUUAGAACAGGCAAAAAAGGAAGCAAUAUUGGCAUUAAAAUUCUUAGAAACAAGUAUAUAGUCAAUUAAUUAAAUAGAAUUUUCAACAUAAGAUUAUAUUUGUGGAAAAGAAAUAAGUCUAGCUGAUAUAAGCGCCUAUUGUGAAAUUAUGUAAUUGCAUAUGGUAAAUUGGGAAUUUUAAAAAUAUCCAAAUAUUUUAAGUUGGAUGAAAAGAGUUGAAUAAAUAAAAGAAGUAAAUUAGGGACAUGAAGUAUUCUUAAAAAUUGUAUAGAAAAUUAGAAACAAACCAAAGUUAUGA
Paramecium sonneborni is the source of this 718-nucleotide messenger RNA. The record is from the annotation of a GenBank genome assembly. Lineage: Eukaryota; Ciliophora; Oligohymenophorea; Peniculida; Parameciidae.